This is a messenger RNA of Myotis myotis, 1255 nucleotides long. It is a transcript of the gene CALR3, whose product is annotated as calreticulin 3. Gene Ontology annotation, molecular function: calcium ion binding. Gene Ontology annotation, cellular component: endoplasmic reticulum; endoplasmic reticulum membrane. Gene Ontology annotation, biological process: protein folding. Bases 23 to 1180 code for a protein of 385 amino acids. The transcript is spliced from 9 exons. The record is from RefSeq and is a predicted model, not a curated record. NCBI's taxonomy places the organism in Eukaryota, Metazoa, Chordata, Mammalia, Chiroptera, Vespertilionidae.
CAAGAGGCUCCGCGCACCCUCUAUGGCCGCGCCUUGGGUCCUGUUCUGCUCCCUCUGUGUGUUGCGGGUGGUGCUGGCCACCGUCUACUUCCAGGAAGAGUUUCUAGACGGAGAGCGCUGGAGGAACCGAUGGGUGCAGUCCACCAAUGACUCCCAAUUCGGGCAUUUUAGACUCUCGUCAGGGAAGUUUUAUGGCCAUAAAGAGAAAGACAAAGGUCUGCAAACCACUCAGAAUGGCCGGUUCUAUGCCAUCUCUGCACGGUUUAAACCGUUCAGCAAUAAAGGGAAGACGCUGGUCGUUCAGUACACAGUGAAGCACGAGCAGAAGAUGGACUGUGGAGGGGGCUACGUUAAGAUCUUCCCUUCGGAUGUGGACCAGAAGAACCUGAGUGGGAAGUCCCAGUACUAUGUGAUGUUUGGACCUGAUAUUUGUGGAUUUGAUAUCAAGAAAGUUCAUGUUAUUUUACAUUUCAAGAAUCAGUAUCAUUCAAACAAGAAACCUAUCAGGUGUAAGGUUGAUGGCUUUACACACCUCUACACUCUGAUCUUAAGACCAGAUCUCACUUACGAAGUGAAAAUUGAUGGCCAGGUGAUUGAAUCCGGCAGCAUUGAGUAUGACUGGAACUUAACAUCCCUGAAGAAGAUGGAGAAGUCUUCAGCAGAGUCCAAGGACUGGGAGCAGGAAGAAGAGGACAAACUCCAGGACUGGGAGAAGCAUUUUCUGGAUGCCAGUGCCAGCAAGCCAAGUGACUGGAACAGUGAACUGGACGGCGACUGGCAGGCGCCAAUGCUUCAGAAACCUCCGUACCAGGAUGGCCUGAAACCAGAAGGAAUAGAUAAAGACGUUUGGCUCCAUCAAAAGAUGAAAAACACCCACUAUUUGACGGAAUACGACCUUUCAGAAUUUGAGAACAUUGGGGCCAUCGGGCUGGAGCUUUGGCAGGUGAGAUCUGGAACCAUCUUCGAUAACUUCCUGAUCACAGAUGACGAAGAGUAUGCUGAGAAUUUUGGCAAGGCCACCUGGGGUGAAACCAAGGACCCAGAGAGGGAGAUGGAUGCCAUCCAGGCCAAGGAGGAAGUGAGGAAGGCCCGUGAGGAAGAUGAGGAGGACCUGCUGAUGGGCAGGUUUGAUGGGAGAGAAAAUAAUUUCAGGAGAUUUCACAAGAGGGAUGAACUUUAGUCACCCCACCCCAGAUAAAGAUGACUGGUAAACCUUGUUGCUACUUGAAUCUACAUUUAAAAGCUCAAGCGUCUG